Molecule: messenger RNA, 2880 nt
Organism: Lolium perenne
Lineage: Eukaryota; Viridiplantae; Streptophyta; Magnoliopsida; Poales; Poaceae
Product: disease resistance protein Pik-2-like
Molecular function (GO): ADP binding
Source: RefSeq, a predicted model, not a curated record
AUGUACUAUCUCAAUUCAUAGGUCUUCUCCACAUACACACAAGUGAAAGAAAAACCAAUGGAGACGACGGUGCUGAGCUUGGCCAAGUCUGUGCUGAAUGGAGCCGUGGCUAAGGCGACAUCUGUCAUCACGGAGGAGGUGGCCUUGCAGCUUGGCGUCCGGAGAGAUGUUGCCUUCAUCAACGAUGAGUUUGAGAUGAUGCAAACUUUCCUGCUGGCGGCUGACGAGGAGCGGGGCGAGAAGAAGGUUGUUCGGACAUGGGUGAAGCAAGUACGAGAUCUUGGCUACGACGUGGAGGACUGCCUCCAGGACUUCUCGCUUCAUCUAGAGAAACCAUCUUGGUGGCGGUUCCCUUGCACCAUGCGGAAGCGCCGCAGUAUUGCCAAUGAGAUUAUAGAUCUGAGAGCCAGAGUGGAGGACGUCAGCCAUAGGAAUCUCCGUUACCGCCUCAUCGAAGAUCCCAACUCAAAGCCAACCACAGCUGCUGACAGGUACUUGUCCAGCACUGCUGCAGUAUUUGGCAUUGACGGAGCAAGACGUGCUGCGAAGCUGGAAAAUGACAAGGUGGACCUUGUUGACCUGAUCACCAAGGAUGAUAAAGAUCUUAGGGUUAUCACGGUGUGGGGAACAGGCAAUGAUCUUGGAAAGAUGUCGACCAUCAGGAAGGCUUAUGAGGAUCCCAAGGUAACCAAAAAGUUCAGAUGCCGUGCUUGGGUAAAGCUAGUAAAUCCUUUCGAUCCAGACGAGUUCCUGCGGAGCCUUGUGAGGCAGUUCUAUGGUAAUUCUGAUUUGAUUGGAACUCCAAAACAAGGAAGAACUAUGGGGGUUCACAUCUCCAAGAGCAUGGCAGCAGAAUGCGACAUGGAGAAUGAGUUUGAUAGGCAUGUCAACGAGAACCAAUACAUGAUUGUCAUUGAGGACCUGUCAACCAUAUCAGAGUGGGACUGGAUCAAACUGUACUUGCCCAACACGAACAAGGGGAGUAGAAUUUUAGUGUCAACGCAACAAAUAGAACUCGCAAGUUUGUGCGUUGGUCAGCCAAAUCAAGUAUCGGAGCUCAAACAGUUCUCGUCAGAUCAGUCCCUUUACAUCUUCUUCCACAAGGAGGGUAAUGAUCCGACUGAGACGUCACUGGAUACCCAACGGGGCCUGAAUGUGGCCGCUCAUGAAACAAUUACGGAACUAAUUUCUCAAGACCGUAAGACGCGUGAAGUAAUAUCCAUUUGGGGAUCAGAUAUUACUCAGAGAACGGCCCUCGUGAGAAGCAUUUACGAGAACCAAGAGCUUGAUGGCAAGUUUCAGAGGUGUGCCUGGAUCACUGUCCAGCAUCCUAUUGAUCAUGCUGUUCUCCUUAAGAGCUUAAUUCUUGAGCUGGAUGGAGAAAACCUAGAAGCCGAAGCUGAUAAAUUGGUUGAAGAGUUAGCCAGUCUUCUGAAAGGACAGAUGUACCUAAUUGUUCUUGACAAUAUAUCAACCAGCAUUGAGUGGGACUCAAUAGUAUCAUAUUUUCCGACAGAAGGGUGUAGAAGCAGGAUCAUAGUCACAACAGCUGAUGGAAGUGUUGCCAAGCACUGUUCAGAGAAACACGAGAACACUCACGAGCUCCAAGUUCAAGAAGAUGAUAUAGAGGCUGACUCAAACAAAAAGAAGGAGUUCAAAGCAAUUGGCCUUCAUUCCAGUUUCACCGAGUCGGAUUUAGAGUCAAACUCAAUUCUGGAGAGUGCCAAAGAUAACGGGGCAACAAUGGAAGAACCUGAGCUUAUUGGACGCGAGGAGGAGAAAUCUCGCAUCGUUGAAAUGUUACUUCGUCCAGAUGGUGGCAAUCAAUAUUGUCCUUUCAAUCCAGAUGAGUUCAAGAGCGGACUUGCUUUGCAGUUACAAUACCGUAAAAUACCCAAUAUAAUUGCCAGUGUGACAAGAGGCAGCAUCCAGAGUUACUCCAUAGAGGAAACAGAGCAAUUACUUGGAAGUGUCACAGAGAAGCUCCUUAUUGUGGUUGAUGGUAUAUCAUCGGAGGGUGAAUGGGACAUGUGCCAAGGCACUAGGUGCACCUACUAUGUUGGGGAUCCGGGUGCGUUCAACCAACGCCUCGCGGACCGUGCGCGCCUUUCGCCGUGGUUCGGCACUAAUGCAUACACCUCCGGCGCCAUCUUCUUGAUGGACGUGCCGUCUAACCACCUGUCCUCCCAGAAGAGGGCGGAUUCUCCGUUGCCUACCACCAUGGAGGUAGAGGCCGCGAAGACGUCCAACUCCGUCUUUGAGAAGUGCAUGUCUAGCCCACGCCAAGGUCGCAGGGGUUCAGUGCGCAUCCUCCAGAUCCACCUCACCCUUAGGCUGAUGGCGGUGCGUGCAAGGUCUGGGAUUCAUAGGGCCCCCAGCCGCAGGAGCCUACAAACCCGUGCCCAGUUGACGUGGCAAUGCCCACUGUUGGCAUCCGUCCUACCAGCCCCGAGGAAUCCUCGCAAGAUUUUGUUGAUCUGCUUUAGUGCUGUUUUGUGGAGGCCCAACACCAUCAGUUGGUGCAACGGGAUCGCUGCGGGGACUGAGCGUAUUAGCGCCAAGUGCCCCGCCCUGGGCAUCAUCGAUGCCCUCCAGGUGGGUAGCUUGUCAGCCGGACGUUCUAUCAGGGGCUGGAAUGUUGCAGCCGUCAGCUUCCUGAUAGCCAAAGGGAUGCCGAGGUAUCUCACCAGGAAAGGCGCUAGCUGGCACUCCAUGAAUUCAGCCGUGGCCUCAGCAUCCGAACAAGCGAUCGGGGAUACUGAAUAUUUAGCGAAGUUGGUGUGCAAUCCAGAGGCGUUCCCAAAGAGCUACAGGAUACCAUGCACAGCACGCAGUUCCGUCUCAUCUGGGUGGCAGAAAAUAACCACGUCGUCCGCGUAG